CCUCCAGUCAUCACUCCUCUCCAAUCAAACUGCCCUCUCUCACCAGAGAUCCAUCACCAACUUACCCAAAGUUAGAAAAAAGGGGAGAGACUGCGAGAGAAAGAGAAAGAAAUGGAAGAAGGAAACCAGUUAACCAGAUGGGAAGGCUAUGUAGAUUGGAAGAACAGACCUGCUCUCCGUGGCCGCCAUGGUGGCAUGCUCGCCGCCUCCUUCGUUCUAAGUGAGCUUCUUUUUCCUUUUAUCAUCAAUUCAAAGAACCGAUUAAUUUGAAUCUAAAACUUUCCACAAUCUCAAUAUGUUUUUAACUACUAGACUUUCCUUUAAUAAUUCAAGUUACGAGUU
Rubroshorea leprosula is the source of this 342-nucleotide messenger RNA. The record is from the annotation of a GenBank genome assembly. NCBI's taxonomy places the organism in Eukaryota, Viridiplantae, Streptophyta, Magnoliopsida, Malvales, Dipterocarpaceae.